Musa acuminata AAA Group (dessert banana) is the source of this 1769-nucleotide messenger RNA. Its product is annotated as glycerol-3-phosphate acyltransferase 5-like. Bases 83 to 1567 code for a protein of 494 amino acids. The record is from RefSeq and is a predicted model, not a curated record. Gene Ontology annotation, cellular component: membrane. The transcript is spliced from 2 exons. Gene Ontology annotation, biological process: cutin biosynthetic process. NCBI's taxonomy places the organism in Eukaryota, Viridiplantae, Streptophyta, Magnoliopsida, Zingiberales, Musaceae. Gene Ontology annotation, molecular function: glycerol-3-phosphate 2-O-acyltransferase activity; phosphatase activity.
AACUUCCCAUCGCCAAUCCAUCCCCCUCGUUUGCCUCCAAAGGAUUAAGACACAUCAUCGAACGGGCGAUAGGCGUUGGGAGAUGGAGGAUCGACAUUCCGGCCGGCCUGAGUCCGGCUCCAUCGUGUCGGAGCUCGAAGGCACGCUCCUCGACGACGUCGACCCGUUUCCUUACUUCAUGCUCCUCGCGUUCGAGACGUCCGGCUUGAUCCGGUUCGCUGCGCUGCUGUUCCUGUGGCCUCUGCUUCGCUUGCUCCACUCGAUCGGCAUGGCGGGACUCAGCCUACAGCUCACGGUCUUUGUGGCCGUGGCCGGGGUGCGGGAGUCGGAGAUGGAAGCGGUGGCACGAGCGGUCCUCCCCAAGUUCUUCAUGGAUGAUGUGAACAUGGCGGCUUGGAGCGUGUUCAGCUCGUUUAAGAGUAGAGUGGUGGUGACGAGUUGGCCACGGGUGAUGGUGGAGAGGUUUGUGAAGGAUCACCUGCAUGCCGACGACGUUGUGGGGCGUGAACUCGAGAUCAGUCGCUUCGGAUAUGCCACCGGUUUCUUCAAGCGAGCAGAGAAGGACUCGCCCCUCUGCAAACUGCGCGCAAUCUUUAAAGAUGACAAGCCUGAUGCGGGUUUCGGCAGACGGACGUCGGCGCGGUCGUUCUUGUCCUUUUGCAAGGAACAGUAUCACCUUCCGAUGGCAGCUUGUGACCUGAAGCAGAGCCAAGAGUUAAGCCGGCCUCGGCCCGUCGUCUUCCACGAUGGCCGGCUCGUCGCUCGCCCCACACCCCUCACGGCGCUCCUCAUCGUCCUGUGGAUGCCACUCGGCGUCGUUGUGGCCUUCGUCCGAAUCACCAUCGGUCUGAUCAUCCCCAUCCGGUGGAUCCCCGCCGUUGCACCUUUCUUGGGCGGGAAGCUCAUCAUGCGAGGACGGCCUCCGCCGCCAGCUGUCACCUCGAAGGGCGGCGUCCUCUUCGUGUGCACCCACCGCACCCUCAUGGACCCGGUGGUCCUCUCCAUGGUCCUCGGCCGCAAGGUCGCCGCCGUCACGUACUCAAUCUCCCGCCUGUCGGAGAUCCUGUCGCCGAUACCGACGAUUCGACUGACCAGGGACCGUCGGGUCGACGCGGAGCGCAUCAAAUCCGAGCUAGCGAAAGGCGACCUCGUGGUGUGCCCGGAAGGCACGACGUGCCGGGAGCCCUUCUUGCUAAGGUUCAGCGCGCUCUUCGCCGAGCUGACGGACCAGAUCGUGCCGGUGGCCAUGAACUACCGAGUGGGGUUUUUCCAUGCAACGACAGCCAGGGGAUGGAAAGCCAUGGAUCCAAUCUUCUUCUUCAUGAACCCAAGGCCGGUGUACGAGGUCACUUUCCUUAACCAAUUGCCGAUGGAGGCGACGUGCUCGGCGGGGAAGAGCCCAUACGAUGUGGCCAACUAUGUGCAGAGGAUUCUCGGCGCCACGCUUGGGUUCGAGUGCACCAACUUCACGAGGAAGGACAAGUACAGGGUGCUUGCAGGUAACGACGGCACGGUCAACUUCAAAUCAACUACACCAUGGAUGGCAAGAGUGAAGGAGGUGAUGUGAUUUCUUCUGCAGUAGGGAAGGUUGCCCCCGGCAGGGGGUUUGCAGUAAACAUUGUGUCAAUAGGAUUUAUUUUGCAUUCUUAUAUAUUUGAUUCAUUUGAUGUAUUACUAAUUGUUGAAUUCCGCAUGAUGUAGUAAAUAAUUACCAAUUAUUGUGUAAACAUGAUUAUAUGAAGGAAUAUAUAUUGCAUUCUUACAAGUAA